AUGGAGGCAGUUCAGGAGCGGUACAUGCUGGCUCUCGGACAGUCAGAAAUGGCUUCAGCAGAUCCAGGUACGGUCCACACAGGAGAGAAACCAUACAAGUGUGGGGAGUGUGGGAAGCACUUCAGUCAGGCCUCAAGUCUUCAGCUUCAUCAGAGCAUCCACACUGGAGAGAAGCCGUACCGAUGUGAUGUGUGUGGUAAAGUCUUUAGUCGGUCUUCAGAGCUUCAGUAUCACAGGCGAGUUCAUACAGGGGAGAAACCUUACCAGUGUGAGACGUGUGGUGAAAGCUUCAGUUGGCGCUCCAAUCUUAUAAGUCAUCACAAAAUGCAUACUGGGGAUACAUUUUAUGAAAGCAGCGACUGUGGUAAGAACAUCAAGGAACUGUCAGAGGAAAGAAGUUCUACAAAAUGA
Messenger RNA from Mesoplodon densirostris (Blainville's beaked whale), 411 nucleotides. Its product is annotated as zinc finger protein 234-like. NCBI's taxonomy places the organism in Eukaryota, Metazoa, Chordata, Mammalia, Artiodactyla, Ziphiidae. Gene Ontology annotation, biological process: regulation of transcription by RNA polymerase II. The transcript has 2 exons. Bases 1 to 411 code for a protein of 136 amino acids. The record is from RefSeq and is a predicted model, not a curated record. Gene Ontology annotation, molecular function: RNA polymerase II cis-regulatory region sequence-specific DNA binding; DNA-binding transcription factor activity, RNA polymerase II-specific.